AUGAUCACCGCACCACAGCGGCGUCUACUCGUCCUUCUCUCGACUUUCUUCUUCGUAUUUAGUAUUUUUUAUUGCUGUUCGCGUCUCGCAGCAUUGACAGUCGGGCCCGUAGAGGUCGAGGACGAAGUCUUGCGCCCACAAGUCGAACUUCUCAGAGCCGAUAACCCCAUGUCUUAUGGCAUGUAUAACAGACCGCGCUACGAUGGUAUCGACCUCAUUAGGAAUCUACCCAGCGAAUACGUCCCUACAGCAAAGAAUGGAAGGAGGUUGGUCGUGGUUGGCGAUAUCCACGGCAUGCUGGACCCCUUCGAGAAACUACUCAAGAAGAUCGAAUUCAACCCCAAGACAGACCACGUCAUUGCAGUUGGCGAUAUGAUUAACAAGGGCCCCAAGUCUUCCGAGGUAGUUGCUCGUCUUAUGGAACUCAAAGCUACCGCGGUCCGUGGCAACCACGAAGAUCGCGUCAUUCUUGCAUGGCGCGGCCUCAGUUCUCAACAGGGCGUCGCCGCCUACCUCGAUACCAAAGAUGCCGCCAAGCACAGGGGCGAGGAGGCAGACUUGAAAACAGCUCGCAGUCUUUCCGAGGCGCAAAUGACGUGGCUGAAGAACUUACCGGUCAUCAUAUCUGCCGAAUCCAUGGCCCUCUACUUCGUGCACGCCGGUCUCGUCCCAGGCGUCCCGCUUCCUCAACAAGACGCCUGGGCUGUCAUGAACAUGCGCACCUUGCGGUUUCCGCGCGAAGAAUUCCGUAAGAAGGAGAUCGAAAAGAAACGAAAGCAGGCCGAGAAACAGCGACAAAAGGAGCUAGCAAAGGCGCAGGAGGACGCGCAGGCAAAGUUUCAGCAGCGCAGUUUCGUUCCCGGGGAAGAGGCCACUGACUCGCAUGCCCACGCCGCCCACGCUGCACGCGCUGAACCCGCUCCAGCCGAUUCCGCAGGUGCCGUGUCGACCGAUGAAGCCGCCGCCGAACGCACGAACCCUGAUCGCGAUGUAUGGAUUCCCAUAGAUGGUCACGAAGGUGAACGAUGGACCGACCUAUGGAAUAGCGAGCAAAAGAAAUUGCGAGGACCCGACCGUCGUUCUGUCAUCUACGGCCACGAUGCCAAGAUGGGCUAUCAGGAGGACUCAUACACCUUCGGCCUCGACUCUGGUUGUGUCAAGGGCAACGCCCUAACUGCCCUGGUUAUCCAGGCCAAGGAAGAAGGUGGCUGGAAACACUCAACUCAUCAGGUCAUGUGCAAAAAAGGAUGGUGGUAA
This is a messenger RNA of Fusarium fujikuroi IMI 58289, 1257 nucleotides long. RefSeq lists its product as uncharacterized. Gene Ontology annotation, biological process: polyphosphate catabolic process. Gene Ontology annotation, molecular function: phosphatase activity; endopolyphosphatase activity. The coding region runs from base 1 to 1257 and encodes 418 amino acids. NCBI's taxonomy places the organism in Eukaryota, Fungi, Ascomycota, Sordariomycetes, Hypocreales, Nectriaceae. The record is from RefSeq and is a predicted model, not a curated record. The transcript has a single exon. Gene Ontology annotation, cellular component: cytoplasm.